CUGCUGUCCCUGGCAACAGUCAUGCCUAGGGGUCAGAAGAGUAAGCUGCGUUCCCGAGCCAAACGCCAGCAGGCCCGUGAUGAGACCCAGGGCCUCAGGGGUGCUCAGGCCACUGCAGAGGAGGAAGUGGAGUCUCCCUCCUCCUCUCCUCUUGACCAGGGUUCUCCCCCCAGCUCCCCUGCUGCUGGCAGUAGCCAGGUGUCUCAGAGAGCCCCACCCACUAGCUCUCCUGGCACAGGUGAUUCCUGCGAAAGUUCUGAAGGAGGUGCCCCAAAUGCUGAUACAGGUGCCCAGGAGAGAAAGCCAGGCAACUCCCAGGCAGCGGCAGCAGGCUCCACUCAGAGCUCACGCAGAGAUCCUCUCACCAGGAAGGCCAGUCUGUUGGUGCAGUACCUGCUGGAGAAGUAUAAUACCAAAGAGCCCAUCACACAGGCAGAUAUGCUGAAGGUGGUCAACAAGAAGUACAAGGAGUACUUCCCUGAGAUCCUCAGGAGAACCUCUGAGCGCAUGGAGCUGGUCUUUGGCCUUGAGAUGAAGGAAGUCAAUACGAGCAGUCACUCCUAUGUCCUUAUCAGCAAGCUAGGGCCGUCCACUGAGGGAACUCUGAGUGGCACUAGGGGCUUGCCCAAGACCGGUCUCCUGAUGACCCUCCUGGGUGUGAUCUUCAUGAAGGGCAACCGUGCCACUGAGGCAGAGAUCUGGGAAUUCCUGAAUGUGUUGGGGAUCUAUGCUGGGAGGAGGCACUUAAUCUUUGGGGAGCCCCGGAAGCUCAUCACCAAAGAUUUAGUGCAGGAAAAGUACCUGGAGUACCGCCAGGUGCCUGGUAGUGACCCUCCCAUCUUUGAGUUCCUGUGGGGUCCCAGAGCCCAUGCAGAAACCAGCAAGAUGAAGGUCCUGGAGGUUUUGGCCAAGAUCAAUGAUACCAACCCUAGCUCCUUCCCCAGUCUAUAUGAAGAGGCUUUGAGAGAUGAGGAGGCCAGAGCAGUGGAGAAAGCUGUGGGGAGAAUGGGCACUGCUGCCAGGGCCAGGGCCGUUUCCAAGGCCCUGCCCCGCAGAUCCUCCCGCAUCUAG
Molecule: messenger RNA, 1071 nt
Organism: Sciurus carolinensis (gray squirrel)
Lineage: Eukaryota; Metazoa; Chordata; Mammalia; Rodentia; Sciuridae
Product: melanoma-associated antigen B4-like
Exons: 1
Coding region: 22-1071 (349 amino acids)
Biological process (GO): negative regulation of transcription by RNA polymerase II
Cellular component (GO): nucleus
Source: RefSeq, a predicted model, not a curated record